CAUACGGGCUGCAGCCGCGACAUAGCCUCGCCCCCCUGCAGUACCCACUUUUGCGACUGACCUGCCGCGGACCACCACAGAUCGCAACAAACAGCGAACGAAACAGCGACCUCCGCCUCCCCCGGCCCGACAACAACAAGCGUCCGACAGGCCCGGCCCCACUCCUCUGAAUGGUCCGCUCCAACCUCAGGAUCCAGACCGCGACAAACCAUUGGAGGAAUUCUCCGUCACUCAGCCUUGUCUUCCACUUCUACUGGUCGUGUAGCUUGUCUGUCUCGCCCUCGCUUACGAACCCGCCUCCCCUCUUAGUGUUAAUUGGUUAGGGCAUUCCCGCCCCGCCCCCGGGCCAACCCUGUUCUCAGAGUGGUACAGACUCACUAAGUGUGAUUCGUGCGUGUAUGUGUGGUUGGUUUGUGUAGAUUGGCACCCUUCUCCUAUCGGGUACUGGUGUUGUCUUACGUCGGACAGCAGCUAUCGCCCGUUCGAACCUUUGAGAAAAGUCCAACCUUGCUUUCAUUUUGUGACCGGUGCUUGGUCCCUGACACUGACCCGGGCCCAGCUCAAACGUGACUAGCGUGCCUGAAAAUCCUUGGACCAUCUCCAUCCCUGAGCGCAACGGGUGGUCAGGCUAAGGUAGUGCGCGGCACUGGUUCUUUCUUGUUCUCCACGCUCUGGCGCAUCCGGAACCUAGGGCCAUGGUCUGAGUUUCUGGCCGGCGGAAGCGCUCGACAACUCUGAGUUACGGAAGCGCUCUCGGAGGGUCAGGACUCUGCCGCGCCAGAUAUGGCGCCGCCCGCCGGCGGGGCCGCAGCGGCUGCAGAACCUAGUUCACCUGCGGUGCUCCUGGCAGUGCACGCCGCGGUGAGACCUCUGGGCGCCGGGCACGACGCCGAGACGCAGCUACGGAGGCUGCAGUUGAGCGCCGACCCUGAGCGGCCUGGGCGCUUCCGGCUGGGGCUGUUAGGCACCGGGCCAGGGGCGGUCAGUUUUGAAUGGCCCUUGGAGUCUAUUUGCUAUACAGUCCGUGGUCCUAACCAACACGAGCUGCAGCCUCCACAGGGAGGACCUGGAACCUUCAGUGUGCGCUUCCUCAGCUCUCAAGAAGCACAGCAGUGGGCAGCACUGGUGCGAGAUGCCGCCGCCGAGGGACAAAAUGGCAAUGGCAGCCCAGCCCCAAGCCCAGAAAUGUGCCCCAUUUCUCCACCAUGUUCUUCUGUGGCUCAAAUACCUAAAGCAACCCAACCUGAGGUCGAUCUUCCUCAAAGUUCUGGAAAUUUUAAAAAAGAAGAGCUGGCUACACGCCUGUCCCAGGCCAUUGCAGAUGGAGAUGAGAAAGAAGCAGCCCAUGUGGCAGCCAUCUUGGCACAGCAUCAUGUGGCUCUAAAUGUCCAGCUCAUGGAGGCCUGGUUCCCACCAGGUCCUAUCAGGCUGCAAGUCACAGUUGAAGAUGCCACAUCUGUUUUGUCCUCUGCAUCAUCUGCCCAUGUCUCACUGCAGAUCCACCCACACUGCUCCAUUGCAGCCCUCCAGGAACAGGUGUUCUCAGAAUUCGGUUUCCCACCAGCUGUGCAGCGCUGGGUCAUUGGGCGGUGCCUAUGUGUACCUGAACGAAGCCUUGCUUCCUAUGGGGUCUCUCAAGAUGGGGACCCUGCUUUUCUCUACUUGCUUUCAGCCCCUCGAGAAGCUUCAGGACAUAGCCCUCAACACUCCAAGAUGGAUGGGAAAUUAGGAUGCUUGUUUCCUCAGUCACUGGAGCAGCCUCAUACCCGCCAGCCAGCCAGUUCCAGUCUCCCAAGCCCCCCUCAGCCUGGGUGGUCUUGCCCUUCCUGCACCUUCAUCAAUGCCUCAGAUCGCCCUGGCUGUGAGAUGUGUAGCACCCAAAGGCCCUGGGCUUGGGGUCCCCUUACUACAGCCUCCACCUAGAAGCCGCCAAAGGUUAGAGGGAACAUGGCCCUCCUGUCACAGGCCCAAGUCCCUGGAUCACCACCACUUGAACUUCGCAGGGGACCUCUGCUUGUUGGGGACAGAGAUGCAGUAUUAGGGAACAAGGGCCACAAGCCAGUAAUUAAAGACACAUGAGAAACA
Onychomys torridus (southern grasshopper mouse) is the source of this 2085-nucleotide messenger RNA. It is a transcript of the gene Sharpin, whose product is annotated as SHANK associated RH domain interactor. Lineage: Eukaryota; Metazoa; Chordata; Mammalia; Rodentia; Cricetidae. The transcript is spliced from 9 exons. The coding region runs from base 784 to 1923 and encodes 379 amino acids. The record is from RefSeq and is a predicted model, not a curated record.